Messenger RNA from Striga asiatica, 1126 nucleotides. The record is from the annotation of a GenBank genome assembly. NCBI's taxonomy places the organism in Eukaryota, Viridiplantae, Streptophyta, Magnoliopsida, Lamiales, Orobanchaceae.
AUGGGUCGACAAGUCUUACUCAUUUUUGUCGUGCUCUUGGUUUUCGGAGCUUUCUACAACCUUUCUACUGUAUACCUUCACCACAGAAGAGUGGGGCCCGUCAAAAUCGAGCCCGUGACACCAAUGCCGUUUAACGAGCGAAAAACAAGAAUCGGGAAGUCGUUUUUCCACAUUGCUGUUACAGGUGAAGACUCUGCAUACAGCAAAUGGCAAUGCCGUAUUAUGUACUAUUGGUUUAAGAAGAAAAAGGAUUUGCCUGGUUCUGAAAUGGGUGGGCUCACUCGAAUUCUUCAUUCGGGAGUUUCGGAUGAUUUGAUGGAUGAGAUUCCCACAUUUGUAGUCGAUCCUCUUCCCGAAGGUAUGGAUAAGGGUUACGUCGUCUUGAACAGACCGUGGGCUUUCGUGCAGUGGCUGAAGAAGGCCGAAAUUAAAGAAGAAUAUGUAUUGAUGGCAGAACCCGAUCACAUAUUUUUGCAACCGUUGCCAAAUUUGGUGUACGAAGAAUAUCCUGCGGCUUACUCGUUUUUCUACAUGAAACCGGUUAAGUAUGCGAAAAUCGUGAGGAAGUUCUUCCCCAAGAAGAUGGGCCCCAUAACAAAUGUGGAUCCUAUUGGUAAUUCUCCUGUUAUAAUCAAGAAGGAGACUGAUGAGAAGUUUGGUUGGGUGCUCGAAAUGUAUGCGUAUGCUGUGGCCUCUGCUCUUCACGGCGUGCAACAUAUUCUCCGAAAAGAAUUCAUGCUGCAGCCUCCAUUUGACAGUGAAACCGAAGGCAAAUUCAUUCUUCAUUAUACGUACGGUUGUGACUACAAUUCUGAGGGUGAAUUAUUAAUCGACGAAAAAGGCGAGUGGAGGUUUGAUAAGAGAGAUUACUUACACAGCCCACCACCUCGAAAUCUAACUUUGCCCCCUCAAGGUGCUCCCGAAAGUGUGGCAACUCUUGUAAAAUUGAUCAAUGAAGCUACUGCAAACCUUCCUAAUUGGGAUUCAUCAGAACAUACAUGAUUUUUGAAGUCAUGAACCAAGUGUGAUGAGGUUCAAGUACUACUCGUACGAAUGAAUGACGGAGCGUAGGAAGGAUAAUUUUUUAUUUUCUUUUUCCUUAUGCUAAUCGGAAACUAAAUGUGUA